CCGGCUAAAGUGAGAAGUAAAGGCGAUGGGGCCGGGUGUGCCGCGUCGACAGUGACCUGCUCGGGGCCUCGUUUUCGGGAGAGGGUAGCAGUACGCCCCGGCUUCAGGAAAGGACCGCGAGGCCGUUAGGUUUUGCUCUUCGUGUUGGACGGUCCGUAGGCUCCAAUGGCUGCGGGCUCUGUGGCCGCCGCGCCAUCUCUCGGGCCCCGGCCGUGUACGGUGAAAGUGGAGGAGGACGCCCCCGGGAGUCAGGAGUGCUCCGGAUCCGGGGAUUGGCAGAACCCCGAAGCUUCUCGCCAACAGUUCAGGCAGUUGCGCUACCAGGAAGUGGCCGGGCCUGAGGAGGCGCUGAGCCGCCUUUGGGAGCUGUGCCGGCGCUGGCUGAGGCCCGAGCUGCGCUCCAAGGAGCAGAUCCUGGAGCUGCUGGUGCUGGAGCAGUUCCUCACCAUCCUGCCGCAGGAGCUCCAGGCCUGCGUGCGGGACCACUGCCCCGAAAGCGGGGAGGAGGCUGCGGCCUUGGCGCGGACUCUGCAGAGAGCCCUGGACCGGGCCUCCCAACCGGGCAUCCUGACCUUCAAGGAUGUGGCUGCAUCCCUGACCUGGGAAGAGUGGGAGCAGCUGGCUGCCGCUCGGAAAGGUUUCUGCAGAGAGAGCAUAGAGGACUCUGGGAGCCCAGUUGUGCCCGGUGUGGAAACUAGAGCUGUGAACACUGACUUGAUUCCAAAGCAAGAAAUUUUCAAGGAGGAGGAGCCACAGGCAUUGUUACAAGAAGCGUCCCCGGGAAAGGGCCCACUAGUUACCAAGUGUGGUGACAGCUUUGAGGACUGGGAAGAAAAGCUGCCAAAAGAUGCUGUAGUGCUGCAACUCCAGAGUUCUCCCGGAGAGCACGGGCCCACCUCCAUCUUCCAUCUCAUGGGUGUGUCCAAGGAGGAAGGGGCUUCUAAAAAUAAUGAAUUUGGAAACAGUGCCAGCUCUGCCCUUGUUCAGCACAUCCAGACAGCAGAGAGGCUCGGUACCAAUGGUGAAUUUGGGGCCCACAAACAAGCCUUGGGAAGUGGGGAAUGGUAUACAGGGAAGCCUCACAAGUCUGUUGACAGUAGUCUGGGCCUUCCUGAGACCCAGAGACACGCCCAUGAAGAUAAGCGUUACAAAUGUGAGAGCUGCGAGAAGAGAUUCAGACAGCGCUCAGACCUCUUUAAACACCAGAGGACCCACACCGGUGAGAAGCCCUAUCGGUGCCAAGAGUGUGGGAAAGGCUUCAGUCAGAGUGCUGCCCUUGUGAAACACCAGCGGACGCACACAGGCGAGAAGCCAUACGCGUGCCCGGAAUGCGGGGAGUGCUUCAGGCAGAGCUCACAUCUCAGUCGGCACCAGAGAACCCACGCCAGGGAGAGGUGCUGUCAGUGUGAGGAGUGCGGGGAGACCUUGCAUCCUUCCAGUCUUCCCAGACAUCAGAGACUCCACAAAGGGGAGAGGCCGUAUAAAUGUGAGGACUGUGAGAAGAGCUUCAAACAGCGCUCAGACCUCUUCAAACAUCAGAGAGUCCACACAGGAGAGAAGCCCUAUGUGUGUUUUGUCUGUGGGAAGAGCUUCAGUCAGAGCGCAACCCUCAUUAAACACCAUAGAACUCACACGGGAGAAAAACCUUAUAAAUGUCUUCAGUGUGGUGAAAGAUUUAGACAGAGUACACACCUUUUCCGACACCAAAGAAUCCACCGAAAUACAGUCUCCUAGCUUUCCUAUGGCUCUGCAUGCUCUAUGUGGUGGUCUGUACUGUUGCUAUUUUUGUGAAAAGGUCUCACUGUAGAACUGGUAGUGGUUGUACAGACC
Molecule: messenger RNA, 1830 nt
Organism: Acomys russatus (golden spiny mouse)
Lineage: Eukaryota; Metazoa; Chordata; Mammalia; Rodentia; Muridae
Gene: Znf394
Product: zinc finger protein 394
Exons: 3
Coding region: 166-1734 (522 amino acids)
Biological process (GO): regulation of transcription by RNA polymerase II
Molecular function (GO): RNA polymerase II cis-regulatory region sequence-specific DNA binding; DNA-binding transcription factor activity, RNA polymerase II-specific
Source: RefSeq, a predicted model, not a curated record